ACCUCAUCGCCGCCUUUCGCAUCCGCAUCCACACAACCAAGUUUUGAAAUACUUCAUCUCCUCUGAGAACGUUCUUCAGGAUCUCUGGAAACGGAAAUUGAUCUUAAAAGAAGAGUGAGAAAAUGUAUGACCUUUUGGAAAUUCCGGAUGACGUCCAAAAAGUUUGCAGAGGGGCGUCGGGGGAGAGCGAGCGAUGCAGUGAAGGAGGAGCGAAACGCCUGAAGUUGACACUCACCAGGAGGAGGCGGAGGAUGCAGUCGGGCGCCCAGCAGCAGCCGCCGCCGGCCCUCAGCGCGGUCCGGCCCUACAACCCCACCAAUGGGAAGGAGGAGGAGGUGAACACAGACGCCGAGUCGGUGGCGGAGGAGGCGGAGUUCAGCUGGGAGGAGUACAUGGAGGAGACGGGGGCGAACGCCGCGCCGCACACCACCUUCAAACACGUGGAGCUCAGCCUGCAGAGCAGCUUCCAGCCCGGCAUGAAGCUGGAGGUGGCCAACAAGGGCAGCGCGGACACGUACUGGGUGGCCACCAUCAUCACCACGUGCGGCCAGCUGCUGCUGCUGCGCUUCAGCGGCUACGGCGACGACCGCAAGGCCGACUUCUGGUGCGACGUCAUGACGGCCGACCUGCACCCGGUGGGAUGGUGCGCGCAGAACGACAAGACCCUCAUGCCCCCCGAAGAUAACACUUACCUAAGAAAAGCCAUCAAGGAGAAACACAGCGACUGGACAGAGUUCCUCGUCCAGGACCUGACCGGCUCCAGGACGGCGCCGGCAAACCUGCUGGAGGGGCCUCUGCGGGGGAAGAACAAGGUGGACCUGAUCGUCGAGGGCGCGGUCCUGGAGCUCCAGGACGCCGCCGACCCUCUCCUGUACUGGCCCGUCCGCGUCGUCCGGAACGUCGGCGGGAGGCUCCGCCUGCGCUGCGCCGGCCUCUCCGAGGAGCGGCAGGCCCGGGACACCUGGACGUUCUACCUGGACGUCCGACUCCGCCCCCUCGGCUGGGCCCUGGAGAACAAGCUCUCCUUGGGACCGCCCACAGAUCUGAAGUCUCUGAACAGCGCCGCCGACUGGCAGCAGGCUCUGGAGGAGGCGCGGCUCGACGGGCAGAAGAGUCCGCUGCCGCUCGAGGUGUUCAAGGACCACGUGGACCGGCCCGCGCACGCCUUCCGGACGGGCAUGAAGCUGGAGAUGGUGUCGCCGUGGGAGCCGCUGAAGAUCUGCCCCGUCUCCGUCGCCAAGGUCCACGACGAGACCUACUUCCAGGCGGCGCUGGUCGACCUCUCCGUUGACGCCAAGCCGCGCUCCGUGCUGUGCCACGCCGGCUCGCCGGGCAUCCUGCCCGUGCAGUGGUGCCUGAAGAACGGCGUGGGCCUGGAGCGGCCGCCGGGCCACGAGGGCCACGACUUCGACUGGGCCGACUACCUGAAGCAGUGCGGCGCCGAGGCGGCGCCCGACGCCUGCUUCCCCGACACAUGGCAGAACAGAGGCUUUGCCAAGGACAUGUGGCUGGAGGCGGUCAACCCUCGCCGGCCGUCGGAGGUGUGUGUGGCUCAGGUCACGCAGGUCAGAGGACGCCUGCUGUGGCUCCGACUGGAAGGUGUGGCGAAGCCCCUGUCCGAGUGCAUCGUGGACGUGGAGUCCACGGACAUCUUCCCCGUCGGCUGGUGCGAGGCCAACGCUUAUCCUCUGACCCCGCCUCUCAAACCAGUCUGCCAGAAGCAGAAGAAGAUCGCUGUGGUUCAGCCCGAGAAACAGUCGGCUCCGUCGCAGCCGGUGGAGACGACUCCCGUCAACCACUGCCAGCCCGUCGCCAUGGAUCCAGGCUCGGCCAAUGGCAGAUACUGCUGCUCCAAGAUUUUUGUCAACCACCGCUGCUUCUCAGGACCCUACCUCAACAAGGGACGCAUCGCCGAGCUGCCGCAGGCCGUGGGGCCCGGGAAGUGCGCGCUGGUCCUCAAGGAGCUGCUCAACAUGCUGAUCAACGCCGCCUACAAGCCCGGACGGGUCCUGAAGGAGCUGCAGGAGCUGGAGGACCCGAGCUGGGAAUGUCAGGAGGAGACGCUCAAAGCCAAGUAUAAAGGGAAAACCUACCGCUCCACCAUCCGGAUCGUCCGCCUGGCCGACCAGAUCCCGGACUUCUGCCGGAAGGUGUGCGUGAAGCUGCAGUGCUGCCCGAACCUCCUCAGCCCCGCCCUCAUCGCCGACAAGUGCCCACAGAACUGCUCGGUUCAGACCAAAACCAAAUACACUUAUUACUACGGGAAGAAGAGGAAGCUGUCCAAGCCGGCGGGCGGCGAGGAGCCGGCGGAGGGCGAGCUGGCCAAGCCGACGCGCCGCAGGAAGAAGAGGAAAGCCAUCUUUGUGCAGAAGAAGAGACGAUCGUCGGCCGUGGACUACACUCCCGCCGGCUCGCCGCAGGACAGCGACGAGGGAGAAGAGGACGACGACGAGAUGCAGUCGGGCAGCGAGGGCAACAGCUCGGAGCCGCGCGAGGACCACACCGACGCGUCCUCGGUGGAGGCGGCCGGCGGCGGGCGCCCUCGCCGGGCCGCGGCACUGCACAGGGCCGUCAGCGCGGGGAACGCCGCGGCGGGCGGCCGGGACGCCCCCGUGGGCCGCAGGAGGUCGACCCGCUCGCUGUCGGCGCACUGCCAGAACAAGAACAAGUACCAGCCGCCGCAGGGACAAGACGUGCAGAUGGAGGAGGACGAGGGUCAGCUGGUUCUGGACAGGAACCCUCUGGAGUGGAGCGUCGACGAAGUCGUUCAGUUCAUCAACUCUACCGACUGUGCGUCGCUGGCCAACAUCUUCCAGGAGCAGGACAUCGACGGCCAGGCGCUGCUGCUGCUGACGCUGCCCACGGUGCAGGAGUGCAUGGACCUGAAGCUCGGCCCCGCCAUCAAGCUGUGUCACCAGAUCGAGCGCGUCAAGGUCGCCUUCUACCGACAGUUCGCCAACUGAGCGCCGGGCGGCGGCGGCGGGACAGGACAGGAGAGGAACGGCGAGAAGGAAAAGGAGUCCAGAAGGAGCCCGGCCGAGUUCGUGGAUUAUUUGAGCCCAGAGGUUGUUUUUUUGUGGAUUUCCAACUUGCAAGAAGAAGGAAUAUGUAUAUGUUUUGGGGAGCGGUUGCACUGGAAGAGCAGAGAAUCAAGGAGGGAUUAUUGCCUGUACGGGGAGCUGGAAGGAUUAAUGUCCAGGGUACUACUGAUGUGAAAAUGUGACGCCCGCGACCCACGCGAACGACAAAGCUGAAUGCGUCGGAGAAGAUCCGAGCGUCUCACCGACCUGUGAAGAAGCCGACGACUCGUCGCCGAAGACUUUCACUUUUUAUCUCUUUACUUUUCAUUCCCGCGUUGUUUCGCGAUAGAGGAGCAAUUCAUAGCGUUUAAGUUAAUUAUUUGACCACAAAGACUCUUUUUUUUUCUCUCUCCCCACGUUUUGUGACAUAAUUGGUUCUGAAGAAGAAGAAGAUAAAAAAAAGGAUAUUUGAGCAAAGUAUUUAACGAAGCCGAGAAGUAAUAUAUUCCUAAUAUUUAUUGUGACCCUAAUUUAAAAAGGAGUGAAGCUCAACUCUUGAGGAUGAAUUCGACAGGCUUUUCGUUUAGAUUCACACCUCCAGUUUCUGCUCAAAGACGAGGAGGGAGAAGAAGAAGAAGAAGAAGAAGAAGAAGAAGGAAAAAAAAAAGGUGUCCCACGUGUUGCCUGAGAGAAAAACUCAGUCGUGCUUCUCUCCUCCUCGUCCUCCUCGUUACAAUCACCCGGAAACAAUCAUGGAAGAAGCUAUUUUGUGUCCCAUCUAUGCAAAGGCGUCGCAGAUAUUUUUGAUAAGUCAGACAAAUAAAUUUCUAUCGAUUUUUAAAAAUCUC
Molecule: messenger RNA, 3868 nt
Organism: Scophthalmus maximus (turbot)
Lineage: Eukaryota; Metazoa; Chordata; Actinopteri; Pleuronectiformes; Scophthalmidae
Gene: sfmbt2
Product: Scm like with four mbt domains 2
Exons: 21
Coding region: 123-2963 (946 amino acids)
Biological process (GO): regulation of DNA-templated transcription
Cellular component (GO): nucleus
Molecular function (GO): histone binding; transcription corepressor activity
Source: RefSeq, a predicted model, not a curated record